Messenger RNA from Dreissena polymorpha, 1050 nucleotides. RefSeq lists its product as uncharacterized. The coding region runs from base 1 to 1050 and encodes 349 amino acids. Gene Ontology annotation, molecular function: DNA binding. Gene Ontology annotation, cellular component: nucleus. The transcript has a single exon. Lineage: Eukaryota; Metazoa; Mollusca; Bivalvia; Myida; Dreissenidae. The record is from RefSeq and is a predicted model, not a curated record.
AUGAUGAUGAGUGCAUACAAGGCAGUGAAAGAUGACCAUUUGCCAGUUUAUAGAGCAUCAAUCAUGUAUGGUGUGCCAAAACAAACACUGAGGGACAGAGUGUUGAACAAAGUCAAGAUCAGCUCAAGGUGGGGAAAAGAUUCAUUAUUCACCCAUGAAGAAGAAGAACUGCUUGUUAGCCAUCUGGAAGGGUUGGCCCAGGUUGGGUAUGGCAUUAAUCGCUCUCAGUUGAACAUUCUUGCAGGUGAUUUGGCUGUGAAACUGGGUAGACGUUUAACUGACUCCAUACUAAGCAACAACUGGUAUUAUGCCUUCUUGAGACGAUGGACACACAGGCUGAAAGUCAUUAAACCAAGGGGUCUUUCAUCAACAAGAGCAGCCGCUGUCACACAGGAGAAUAUUGACAGCUACUUCAGGGAUUUGGAUGCUAUUCUUACCAAGUACUCCCUGAAGUGUAAGCCACAUCUAAUUUAUAAUCUGGAUGAGACUGGCAUUCAGCCAGAGCAUCGACCAUCAAAGGUUAUCACAGGAGUUUCGUCAAGCAAAACUCAAGCUGUCACCUCUCCGAAUACAGGCACCACAACCAUUAUAGCGUGCGUAAAUGCGGCCGGAACAGCACUACCCCCUUACUAUGUGUUCAAGGGAAAACGGACAAACGAUGACCUAUUGAAAAAUGCAGCAGUUGGUGCCAACUACGCCAUGUCGGAUUCUGGAUGGGUAAACGGGGAGGUAUUGAUGAAGUACCUUGAAGAACACUUUCUGAAAUUUGUUCAACGAGGAUCAGGUGACAUUUCCCAACCUAUACUGCUCAUAUAUGAUGGCCAUGCUUCACAUGUCUCCAUUGACAUAGUCAACUGGGCAAGAGAGCACAAUGUCAUACUGUUUGUGCUACCCCCACACAGUUCUCAUGCCCUCCAACCAUUGGACAUUACAUGUUUUGGGCCGUUCAAGUCUAUUUUCCACAAUGAAUGCCAUCUAUACAUGGCUAAGCAGAGGGGAAGAGUCAUUACAAAAUAUGACAUAGCUGACUUGUCCGGGAAGGCUUACUGA